UCAACGUUCAAGUUUCAUUUCGCGUUCGCAUUUAUCAGUAGAUCUUGCAAUAUUCUUCGAAUUCUUCAGUUUUAAAAUUUCGUCAACUCCUAGGCACAUAGCCUUUAUCAGUAAUUUUUGUUUAAAUAUAAAUUUAGUGUGUUUUCAUCCUAACGGAUUUAUGUUGUGCCUUUUUUCUCAUACGUUGAUGGAACGAAACUUAUAUUUUAUUGUGUAGUUGAGAGGUAGUCGUAAGAUAUAAAUUGCAAUACACAGUUCCUACCUACCUAAAAUAACGAAUAUUUUUAAUAUUUACCAUGUACAAACCGUGUGGUCUCAGUCUAUGAACAAAUUAAUGCUUUUUAAAGAGUAACAAUGGAAUCAACUAAGAAGAAAGGGAAGCCUCCUCAUCCAAGAGCCAAAGCCAAUCCUCUUUCGGCUCUCACUUUCGCAUGGACAUUACCAAUAUUCUGGAGUGGCUUGAAGAAGGAGUUAGAAGAAAGUGAUCUGUAUGAGCCACUAGAGGAGCAUGCUUCUGGUCCCCUGGGUGACAAGUUCGCUCGUCUCUGGGAGGAGGAGGUGGCGAGCGCGGGGAACAAGCGCACGCCGAGUUUGCUGAGAGUGAUACUGCGCGCGUACGCUGUGAGAUGCAUGCUGUACGGGUUCGUACUGUUCUUCAUGGAGUGCGGGAUUCGUAUCCAACAACCUCGGUUGCUCGGUUCGUUCAUCGGGUACUUCAGUAAGGAAGAGCAGAGCUACAUGCACAGCCGGCUGAUGCACAUGCAAGCUGAUGAGGCUCACAGUAAUGUCUCCGAAAAUAUCGCGCAGCCUGUGUUUCUGGGUAAACUCGUGGAGUACUACAGCCCGGAACAGUCAGCGGUGACGGAGCAGGACGCAUACCUGUACGCGGGGGGAGUUGUGCUCUGCUCCGCGCUCAACGUGUUCGUGGUGCACCCCUACAUGAUGGCCAUCCUGCAUAUGGGCAUGAAGUUCCGAGUGGCCUGCUGCUCGCUCAUCUAUAGGAAGUCGCUACGUCUAUCCAAGACCGCGCUGGGCGAGACCACCAUCGGUCAGGUGGUCAACCUGCUCUCCAACGACGUGAACCGCUUCGACGUGGCGGUGAUCUUCCUCCACUACCUGUGGAUAGGCCCGCUAGCUACUGUGAUCGUCACCUACUUCAUGUGGCUCGAGAUCAGCUGGGGCGCCGUUGUGGGAGUUGGCUUUAUGCUGGCCUUCAUACCGCUCCAAGCAUACCUCGGCAAGCGCACGUCAGUUCUGCGUCUCAAGACGGCGAUGCGGACGGACGAGCGAGUGCGGCUGAUGAACGAGAUCCUGUCGGGGAUCCAGGUGAUCAAGAUGUACACGUGGGAGAAACCCUUCGCGGACCUCGUCGCUAAGGCCAGAAAGCAGGAGAUAAAGCAGAUCCGCGCGACGUCGUACAUUCGCGGCGUGCUGACGUCGUUCAUAAUGUUCACGACGCGCAUCUGUCUGUUCUUCUCCAUCCUGGUGUUCGUGCUGGAGAAUCACGUGAUCAGCGCCAAGCAGGUCUUCGUGGUGACCAGCUUCUACAACCUGCUGCGACAGACUAUGACCGUGUUCUUUCCGCAGGGUAUUGCCCAGGUGGCUGAAGCGACGAUAUCCAUCAAACGCUUGCAAAAUUUCAUGCUGUACGAGGACACAAGCAAACCCGUGCCCGGACUGUCAGACAUACAGACAUCCACCAAAGCGAAAGAGAAGAAUAUUUUAGAUGAAAAAGACAAAGAUAUUAAGGAUCCCGAGAAGAGAGAAUCCAAAAUGGCGAUGAUAGCGGAAAAAGAAUUGAAUAUUGAUGAGAAAGGAAAUGGUAAAGCGCCAAUAGAAUCAAGUGAGGAGGACGAUACAGAAUUAGAAACGCAGUUUGAUACGGACGCCCGCGGCGUGCGGCUACGACAUGCGACCGCCAAGUGGAUUCCGUCGCACACAGAGAAUACUCUUACUGAUCUGUCGCUCACCAUCAAACCCGGAAAGCUGAUAGCCGUAAUAGGUCCGGUGGGCGCGGGCAAGUCGUCGCUGCUGCACGUGCUGCUGCGGGAGCUGCCGCUGCUGUCGGGCAGCGUGCACGUCGGCGGCACCGUGUCCUACGCCAGCCAGGAGCCCUGGCUGUUUGCGGGUAGCGUCCGUCAGAACAUCCUGUUCGGUCAGCCUAUGGACCGGCCGCGGUACAACGCGGUGGUGCGGCGGUGCGCGCUCGACCGUGACUUCUCGCUGUUCCCGCACGGUGACAAGACUGUUGUUGGCGAGCGCGGAGUCAGUCUCAGUGGAGGCCAGCGUGCGCGCAUCUCGCUAGCGCGUGCGGUGUACAAGCGCGCCGACGUGUACCUGCUGGACGACCCGCUGUCGGCGGUGGACGCGCACGUCGGCCGCCACCUGUUCGAGUCCUGCGUGGUCGGCUACCUGCGCUCCGCCACGCGCGUCCUCGUCACGCACCAACUGCAGUUCCUGAGGGAUGUGGAUCAGAUUAUAAUAUUAAAAAAUGGUUCGAUAGCGGCCGCCGGUGAUUUUGAGACGUUGAGCGCGUCGGGUCUGGACUUCGCCAGUUUGCUCGCUCGAGAGGAAGAGGAGGAGGAGAAGAAGGAACCAGAGGAGAAGUCGCAGGUGGACCCUGAAGACACCAUGAUGCAGGGAAGCUUCCGGAAGAGGCAGCUGAGUAUACACUCUGUGAGCUCAGUAGACAAUCUAACAGCGACGGCGCCACCGGAAGGUGAGGGGCGGGAAGAGGCGGAGUCUCGAUCGGCGGGGGCGGUGUCGGGCCGCGUGUACGGCGCCUACCUCCGGGCCGCCGGACAUCCGGUGUUAGUGGCGCUGAUGAUGAUGGUGGCGACGCUGGCCCAGGUGCUCGGAUCUGGAUCGGAUUGGUGGACUAGUUAUUGGGUUAAUUUAGAGGAGAGCCACCCCGAAGAGGUGAUGAGAAACAUGGAGCUUAGAGGUAACGGGUCGGUGUCCUCGCUGAACCUCACGCAGGCCAUGAUUGAUGACGCUAAAUUCAGUAAUGGCCUUACCAGAUACGACUGCAUUUAUAUUUAUACCGGUAUGGUGGUGGCGCUAGUAGUAAUAUCUCUGCUCCGUUCGUUCAUGUUCUUCUCAAUGGCGAUGAACGCAUCCACUAAGCUACACAACACGAUGUUCGGGGCGAUCACGCGCGCGCCUAUGAGAUUCUUUCACACCAACCCCUCGGGGAGAAUAUUGAACCGCUUCUCCAAAGAUAUGGGUGCAGUUGACGAGGUGUUGCCCACCGCUUUAUUGGAUGUGUUGCAGAUCGGUCUAUCACUGAUCGGUAUCGUGAUAGUGGUGGCGAUAGUGAACUACUGGCUGCUGCUGCCGACGGUGGCGAUCGGCGUGGUGUUCUACGGCCUGCGCAUCUUCUACAUAUCGUCCUCGCGCAGCAUCAAACGCCUCGAGGGUGUGACUCGUAGUCCUGUCUUCUCGCACCUCAACGCGUCGCUACAGGGUAUUACAACAAUACGCGCGUUCGGCGCCGAGGAGGCUCUUAUACGGGAGUUCGAUAAUCACCAGGACUUGCACAGCUCUGCUUGGUACUUGUUCAUAGCGAGUUCUCGCGCGUUCGGUUUCUGGCUGGACCUGGUGUGCGUGGUGUACAUCGCCGUCGUCACGCUCAGCUUCCUCAUGUUCGGACAAGAGCGUUACGGCGGCAACGUGGGCUUGGCGAUCACGCAGGCGAUGGGUCUGACCGGCAUGUUCCAGUGGGGCAUGCGGCAGUCCACAGAGCUGGAGAACCAGAUGACCAGCGUUGAGAGAAUACAAGAGUACUCGCACAUAGAAUCGGAACCUCCGCUAGAAUCGGAGGCGAACAAGAAGCCGCCGCCGUCGUGGCCGGAGGCGGGGCGCGUGGAGUUCAAGCACGUGUUCCUGUACUAUGUAGUCGGGGAGCCGCCGGUGCUGCGCGACCUCACGCUCGACAUACAGCCGCGGGAGAAGGUGGGGAUUGUCGGCCGCACGGGCGCGGGGAAGUCCUCGCUCAUCAACGCGCUGUUUAGGCUAACAAGACUAGAAGGCGAGAUAAUAAUCGACGGUCGGGAGACGUCAACGCUGGGCCUGCACGAGCUGCGCAGCCGCAUCUCCAUCAUACCGCAGGAGCCGGUGCUGUUCUCCGGCACCAUGAGACACAACCUCGACCCCUUCGACGAGUACCCCGAUCAGGUGCUGUGGAGGGCGCUUGAGGAGGUGGAGCUAAAAGAAGCGGUGUCGGAGUUGCCGGCGGGACUCAACUCGCGCAUGUCGGAGGGCGGCGGCAACUUCUCCGUGGGCCAGCGGCAGCUCGUGUGUCUCGCGCGCGCCAUCGUCCGCCGCAACAGGCUGCUGGUACUAGACGAAGCCACCGCGAACGUCGACCCGCAGACGGACGCGCUAAUUCAAGCCACCAUCAGAACGAAGUUCGCCGACUGUACGGUGCUCACGAUAGCCCACCGACUGCACACCGUCAUGGAUUCUGAUAAGGUGUUGGUGAUGGAUGCUGGUCAGAUGGUGGAGUUCGACCACCCUCACGUGCUGCUGCAGCGCGCGGACGGCCACCUGCGCGCCAUGCUCGAGCAGACCGGCCGCGCCACCGCCGACGCGCUCGCCAGGACCGCUCACCAGGCCUACAAUAAAAAGUACAACAUAGAAACAGACUGAAGCUAAGAUUUACGUCCGUAUUGUUCCUGCAUGUCCGAGAGACGAAAAAUAUUCCUCAAACUACGAAGAGGCAAACAUAUUAACUUAUGUAAAUGUGAUCUAUAGAAAUGAAAGUGUUCAAAAUCAUUUCAUUUUACUGGAUCUCUCUGAAGUUAUUUCCGUGCAACGUAUUUUGAUAUAUUGCGCGCAAAAUGCAUCAACUUCACGAUGGUCCUGUAAAAUGAAAUGUAUAAUUUUUAAUCUUGAAAUAUUUUGUGUACAAUGAUUUGUGUACUUGCAUGUUAUAUUUAUUUUAUUAUUGGAUCUGCGUUUUUGUGUUUGACACACGAUUUUAAUCACAUUAGUUUAAAUUUUAGAAUACGAAUAAUAAGUUCUUGCAAUUCAAUAACAUGAUAAAUCAUCAAUAUAGUCUGAUACCAAGUCAAAUGAAUAUUUUCAUAGUUUUCGUGAAAAUGUGUUACCUAAUCGCAAGAACUAUAUUAAGAUAGUGAUUGUAUUGUAAGUGAUAAAUUAUUUUUGUGUGAUAUGUUUACUUGUUCGAAUAUUGGAAUUCUCAUCAUGGAUCUAAACUUAUCUGAAUACAACCAAAUACUAUAAAAGUUAGUCUAAAUAAGGUGCUAUCAUAUUCAAGUACUUAAUAUAAGUAGAUACAAUUUCUUAAUUUCGUUAAGUACUUAUCCGAGGCUUUCGCUGCUGUUUUAUUGUUAAAUUUAAUUAAUAUUAUUUAAUUUAUUUCAUCAACAACUUAUUUCAUUUUAUGAGUCUCAAUAUUUUAGGUGGGAUCUGAUCAAAAAAUCUAAAUAAUAUAUAUUUUUUAUACUUAACUUUGUUUACUGUUCGGCUAUAUAGUUUUGCAUGAAAAUCUGCGCCUUAACAAUAGAAAUACGAUGUUUUAAAUCGUUUCGUACUUAAUUAUUGGUCAAAUCCAUGUGUACUUUAGAUUCAAUUUAAAUAUUUUUAAAAAAUGUCUUUAGAGUGUACGAAUCGAACUGGCCCAACUGUUUCACAAAUUGUAUUCUAAUUUUUAACCUGGUCCAAAAGAUCCGAUUU
Aricia agestis (brown argus) is the source of this 5700-nucleotide messenger RNA. Its product is annotated as probable multidrug resistance-associated protein lethal(2)03659. NCBI's taxonomy places the organism in Eukaryota, Metazoa, Arthropoda, Insecta, Lepidoptera, Lycaenidae. Gene Ontology annotation, cellular component: membrane. Bases 355 to 4650 code for a protein of 1431 amino acids. Gene Ontology annotation, molecular function: ABC-type transporter activity; chloride channel activity; ATP binding. The transcript has 28 exons. Gene Ontology annotation, biological process: monoatomic ion transport; transmembrane transport. The record is from RefSeq and is a predicted model, not a curated record.